Messenger RNA from Chironomus riparius, 1120 nucleotides. The record is from the annotation of a GenBank genome assembly. Lineage: Eukaryota; Metazoa; Arthropoda; Insecta; Diptera; Chironomidae.
GUGGAUUUGAACUAUUGAUAUAAAUUUAAUAAGUGUUAUUUACUCGAACUUACGUACUUCCAUAAAAAGUGCAUAAUAAAAAAUAUAUAUCGUGUAAGAAUUUCGUCAUCCAUGUAAAAAAAGGCCAGCAGAAAGAGGAGAUUAAUAUAAAAAAAAAAAAAGGCAACAGAAAAGGGCAACAGAAACUCUAUAAAUCAAAAUAAUUGGCAAAAGAGGAUUAAACAAUCUCUCAGAUAAUUUAAUGAUAAGAUGGCUACACCGCCGGAUUCGCCUAUCGAAGAAGUUGUUUAUGAAUUAGAGACAACAAGUAGAACUUUUCCGAAGCCUGUGCCAGUAGCAUUAGAAGACUUAUGUCGACUGACGAAAUUUACACGCCAAGAAAUUCGAGUUAUGUACAGAGGAUUCAAAGCUGAAUGCCCCGAAGGAGUAGUACAUGAGAAUUCUUUUAAGGAUAUUUACGCAAAAUUCUUUCCACAUGGAAAUUCGAGCCUUUAUGCUCACUAUGUCUUCAAAGCAUUCGAUGUAAAUUGUAAUGGAGCGAUAAGUUUUAGAGAUCAUAUAGUCACACUAUCCACUUUGCUUCGAGGAUCCGUUUACGAGAGAUUAAAAUGGACGUUUAAAUUGUAUGACUUAAAUGGAGAUGGAUGCAUUAGUAGAGGUGAAUUGACAGAAGUUGUUCAAGCUGUUCAUGAACUUAUGGGUAGACGAAUACCGGAUGAUGACAGGAAAACACGUGAACAGGUUGAUCGAGUAUUUAAAAAGUUAGACCUUAAUCAAGACGGUGUUAUAACGAUAGAAGAAUUUUUGGAAGCAUGUUUGAAGGACGAACUGAUAACUAAAUCACUAGAAAUGUUUGACAAGGGAUACCUCUGAUGACAAUCCAGUACACCAUCGAAAGCAAGUAGCACAACAACAAAAAAGAAUAUUAAACCACGCGAUACCACGACACUAAUUCAUUUUUAAUCAAGAGAAAUGCAAAAUGUGAGGAAAAUAAAUAUGACAAGGAAUGAAGCCAAAUUCUCUCAUCAUGACAUAGAAUAAAUAGUAAUUUGCUGUACUACUUAUCAGUCCAAAACCAUAAAAAAUUAUAAUGAUGUAUCAUUAAGUUUACUCGGUUUGC